CGCUGGCCGGCUAAUGACGUCUAAACUCAUUCGCGCGGGACGCCGGGAACAGGCUUUCACAGCCUGAAUAUAGUUUCAGCAGGAGUGGGCUAGGAGCGAUGGGAAGUAAUUGCAGAAGCUUGAAUUUCUGUCGAUUCAUUGGAAAACUCAAAUCCAAUGGUAGUAGCUAUGACCGUGCGAUCGCUUCUUCGGAAAUUCGUAAAAGCAGAGGUGAAGAUACGAGAAUUUUUCCGAGAAGUUAUUAUGGAGGUGCCCCUGCAUUGUAUCCAGCAUUCGACUCAAUCAGUAUUCUAGCAUCACUGGCCUUCCUCGCUUUUCUAUUACAAUCGUUUGCAGCACUUUUCGAUAGAUCGAGAUCGAUCAUUCCUGCAGUGAUAAGCAGCAGAGAUUCCUCGAGUGAAAAUGAACCCCCAGAUCUCCCUGAAUUGAUUUUACGAGCACUAGAUGAAUACUUUUUAAACAACGACAUGGAUGGCAACGACGAGGAGUCCUCCAAAAAAAAAUCAAUAAAAAACAGACGUUGAAUGGAAAUAACAAAAUUAUUU
Messenger RNA from Fopius arisanus, 545 nucleotides. RefSeq lists its product as uncharacterized. Bases 99 to 524 code for a protein of 141 amino acids. The record is from RefSeq and is a predicted model, not a curated record. NCBI's taxonomy places the organism in Eukaryota, Metazoa, Arthropoda, Insecta, Hymenoptera, Braconidae. The transcript has 4 exons.